This is a messenger RNA of Ochlerotatus camptorhynchus, 5009 nucleotides long. RefSeq names its product calpain-11-like. Gene Ontology annotation, biological process: proteolysis. Gene Ontology annotation, cellular component: cytoplasm. NCBI's taxonomy places the organism in Eukaryota, Metazoa, Arthropoda, Insecta, Diptera, Culicidae. The record is from RefSeq and is a predicted model, not a curated record. The transcript is spliced from 11 exons. Gene Ontology annotation, molecular function: calcium-dependent cysteine-type endopeptidase activity. Bases 2361 to 4643 code for a protein of 760 amino acids.
GCGGGGUCCAAUCACGUGCUUACGCGAGUCUCGAUCGACACCUGGAGUGUAUCGUCUCAAGAGGAGCGAAGAAAGUUGCCCAGGAACGGAGCAGAGAACAGGAAUAAUAAUAAAACCCGUGGCCGUCGUCGAUCAGCUGGUGGCUGCUGUUGUGGGGUGGAAGAGUUCUACGCGAGUGAUUCUAUACCUACGUGGUGAAGAAGGCUUUCGCGCGGUGUGUGAUUUUCUUAAUUAGCCGAUGGAAAAGCAGAUCGCGUGGAAGUAGUAGGAGUACUUGGAGUGUACGCUGCCUGCACCCACCGCCCAGAAUGGAAGAAAGUGCGCGGGCGAUUAAGUGCAAAAACGCUAUUAAAAAUAUAAAAUAAAUCGAAUUAAGUAUGUUAAACGGCUGAUAAACGGGUCGGGUGGACUUGUUUGCAGGAGAUGUUUUUGCUCCGUUAAUGGUUUUCGAGGAGGAAGAAAUUGCCGCAUUAUCUUAAGAGCCUUUGGCAAGGGGGGAAUAAGCAGCGAGUGGAACUACUCAUAGAUCGAGCCUGCAGUUGGAGCUCUUUUUAUAUUAAACAGAUAAAACGGGACAAGAACAAGCGAAUUAAAUAAAUAUAUGCGGACUGAGUACUGGCAGACAGACUUGAACCGACAGAGGGACAUAAGGCGCAGCAUAAAUUCUGUUGGUGCAGUUAGGAGGACCGAAUGCCUUCUGAAUGGGUCGCUGCUGACGGGCUCAAAGUCCCGAGAAGAAUCGACUGAGUAAACAAUAAAUAACUUGUUUGGAAUAUUAAAAUGUUUUGCUAGUUGGGCUAUCUUUACCGUAAGGUGAACGUGUAAUGGCUUCUAUGUGUUUCAAAUACUAAUUUUCCCAAUCGAGUGCCGCAAGAGUAGUGUAGUGACCUCGUAAGAACGGUGGUGGAGUAUUGAAGAUUAGAUUUUCCGCAGCUACAGAGUACUGCACGGAGCGCCAGUGGAAUUUAACUCAUCAGGGCCGUACUGCAGCAGUAAAACGAUCAAAAGAAGAAACUGCACCCACGGGAAGAGGAAACAGUGUUGAUCGUAUCAGCCAUCUGUGCCGUUCUUGCUCAUGUAAGGUUGUUUGUGAUCCUACUAUACACUGAUAGAAGCUCGGAAGAAAGAAGAAGAAUUAGUUCUGCACCUGAGAAGGAAGAUAAUCUAACGAUUUAACGACCUUCGAACGUGGGACCGUCCGUUGCCAGUGAAACAAGCUGCCAUUGCUACCACCUUCAAAGUGUCAGAAGGAAGAGAACAUCAUCAAUUGGUCGGCCUAAUCUCGUGCCAAAGUGGAUAUUUUGAUUGUUAUCGACAAAGCAAAGCGCGCAUGCGAUCUCUGCACUCAGACCGAACCUGUUGAUGUUGUUCCACUGUUGUUGUUGGUGUUGAUGCUGAACGAUCGCGCGAAUCAUCAUUUAUCAAGCUACGCAAACCAGAAGAAAAUUGUGUCUUUCCACCAGUAGCCCAACAACUUCGACUUAGUAGCCACGGGUUCGCUCUAAAUAAGGUACAUCGCCACCACCCAAGCCCAGACGGCGACGAUGACGACAGCGGGCUGCGGCAAAGCAUGUUGGACUCAAAGCAAAUAGUUUCAAGGUGGCAAUAAACACUAUCCGCGUGGAAGAGCCAGAGUAGUUAUUGGAAAAAAUAAAAGCAGAGCGAUGGUUGUAAAACAAAAUUAUGUUUGUCGGGUGAGGAAACAUCUGCUAGCAUAAGCGCGUAAGUGAAAAUAAAGCAAUGAAAUAAGUGAACACUUCGCGAUCUGGACUGUGGCGGGAAAAUGCGACCCUUUCAAACGGUUGGAUUGGGUGGCUGAAAGCUGAUAUGAGCUUGGUGAUUAAUGGAAUACCGACCGAAGGCAAGUUCUCACACUAACCACUGAACUAAGCUAAGAGCGGAGAGAACUCCGGUAUCAAGAUGAAGCUGCCUAAGGUGGACCUAUCUACAAAGUGAAUGACAGUGGGAGCGCGAUGUUCGGCUGAAUAGAGGAAAAAAGCAGUAGAAAAUAGUUGGUUGUGUGCCCUGGAGCAAUCCGAAAAAAAAACCACCGUGUUGUGAUCGCGUGUGUGCACUUGGUGAAAAAUCGUCGGUGCGUGUGAGUGUUGGUUAUAGUGUAUGUUUCCGCGAGGGAACUGGGCUGGAAAGCGCUACAAAGCAUCCAAAUCGAACGAUCCGCAGAGAAGCGUGAAUCCGAGCAUCCAAACCGGGCGAAAAGGGUUUUACAAUUUCUAUGUGAAAACUGUGCAACGACGACGAGCAGAGUCAGUGUCUCACGGUUUCAGCGCCUGGAAGAGCAGCGCAGCAGUCGAGGAAGUAUCGCCGGGCGGAUAAAUAGUUUAUAAAUAAAUGAGAUAAAAAUGCCUUCCGGAUAUCGACCGAAUGGGAUCAUUCAUCCCGCUAAUGGCCAUAUAAGUGAAUUUUCCGCGUACGACAACAAAGGAUUCCAAAGCAAUGGCGGUCCAAAGGUGCGAUCCUGGAUAAACGGUUCCACAGAUCAUCAGUCAACGUUGUCAAGGCCACGUUCAACCGAAGUCAUUACCGCCAACGGACAUAACGGUACCAUUCCAAAUGGCCGACCUCAUAAUGGCAUAAAUGGCAUGAAUGGAGGACCCAAUGGGGUGGUCACACGAGGGCCUGGUGGAUUACACGAGGAUUUGGAGUUCCCACCGACGACGAGAACUCUUUCCAAAAAGAAGCAAAUUGUGUGGAUGAGACCUCAUGACAUGUGCGGUCGACCUCAGUUUCGUCUGUCUCCUCCCGGUUCCCCACUGGCUGCCCGAGAGCUUCCGGAACCGGUUGGCCCCGGCGAUCCUAGCUUACUGGCAGCCUUAGGCUGUCUAUCGCAACUUCCCCGAUUGCUGGAACGAGUAGUUCCUCCGGAACAGACAUUCGAUACCUCCAAUGGAUACUGCGGAAUGUUCAAAUUCCGCUUCUGGCAGUGGGGCAAGUGGGUGGAGGUCCGAGUCGACGAUCGUCUACCGACACGGGGAGAUCGACCAGCUCACAUGCACUGUGCCCAACCGGACGUCUUCUGGGCUGCACUGCUGGAGAAAGCUUAUGCCAAAUUAUACGGAGGAUAUGCCUUCCUCAAAUUCGGGACAGUGGGACGUGCCUUACAGGACCUUACCGGAGCCGUCGUUCAGAGUGUCCCUCCGAGCGGACCACUGCUUGGGGGAGCUGUGCCAAGAUCAACAUUAUUAGUAGCAAUUAGUGGAGUGGAAAAGGAAACCAAACGACGGCGAUCUGGUUUGAUAUCGGAGCAUCCCUAUUGCGUUACGGGUCUGGCCAGGGUACGUGCCAAUUCAUCUGAUUCAUCCCAAGCCAGUGGUCAGUCAGGUGACACCAGUCUGAUACGUCUGCGAAGUCCGUGGAUCGGUGGCGAGUGGGGAGGAGUCUGGUGUGGUGCCUGGUCUGAGCGCAGCUGGGAGUGGAAUGCCCUCAAUGAACGGGAUCGGGAGCUGCUGUCAUCGAGAUCGUCGAGUGAUUGCGAGUUUUGGAUGUCUGUCAGUGAGUUUCUGUCGAGAUUCGUCGUGAUUUGGUUGGCACACAUUGGACCAGAUGAUUGGGCGUUGGAACCAGGCCUACAUACACGUACUCCAUGGCGGGCAGCUCUGGCGGUACGACAGUGGCGAGCUGGAUUCAAUGCCGGGGGUCCACAUAAGUUUAUCGAAACGACAGCAACGAAUCCACAGUUUAGAAUACGGGUACCGACAGGGCAUCCAGCGAAAGCUCACGUUGUUGUAGCAGUGUCUCAGAAGUACGAGUGUUACAGAAGCCGAAACUUCGAAGAUGAGGAGAUCGGUUUCACAAUUUACGAGGUCCCACCGGGUAUGCAACGGGUCACACCGCAAUAUGUUAGCGAGCAGAUGCCACUGGAUUUUGCACCACUGUCGAAUUUGAGGGAAAUUGCUACGUUCUUUGCGCUUCCGGCUGGGGAUUUCGUAGUCAUGCCUCAUUCCCAACAACACAGGGAAGGUCGAUUUCUACUGAGGAUCUUUGCUGAUCAACAUACGGACGUGUGGGAAGUCAACGAGGAAAAUCUAGUUAUUCAUAACAUUGCAGCGGAGUUUUGUGACGAACGAACGAUUGAUGCUAGAAUCCUCUACAAGCUCCGCUCGAGGUAUCCGCAUGAGAUAGAGUCAACCCAGUUGCAAGGCAUCCUUAAAGCCCAUGGUGGAAACAACCGAGGAUUCCGUGGAUUGGGAGGAAUCAACUGUGGCCCGUCGUUGGAACUUUGCCGAGGAAUGCUUGCCCUACGUGAUCCCGCUCUGGGUGGUCGACUUUCGAUAGAUCAUGUUCCAGCUCUGAUAGGAUUGAUGCGAUUCUGGAAGGCCGCCUUCCGACGAUGCGGACCAUCGUCUUCCGGUACAGCCACGCUUAGCCGGGGCAUCUGGGCUUCGAAAGUUUCAUCGUACUGCCUUCGGGGUCUUUUGUGGGCCGGAGGAGCCACCGCUAGCAAUAAGGUCCUGGAAGCUUUAGUCAGUAGGUUUUCACGGAAUCGGCAAAUCACACUCGAGGGGUACUUGCUGUCGAUGGCAAGACUACAUUUAGCACAUGAACGAUACCACAGCCUGGAUGCCAAAGCAAAAGCUAGCCCAUUAUCUUUAGAGGAGAUGAUCCUGAUGACCAUCUACUCGUGACGAGGCAGACGAACCUUAAAGAGAACCAAAGACCACUAAAUGACGACGGCGACUACUGUUAGCAAACUGCGGCACCUAGCUGGCUGGAGAGCAAUGCAAUACUUAUUCUAUUUAGGACUUUUACUACUUUUAGGAAAUUCUUUUAAAAUAAAACUCUUCAACUCUGAUUAUCGAUUCUAGUGAUAUUUACUAAACCGGUGAGAUAAAUUAUAAAUUGAAACACGAUUCUGAAACGAGUAACGUAAAACGAAAAGUAUUAUGGAAUGCAAAAUUUUCUAUGAGAGUAAACUUUAAUUUAUCAUUGUUAGGAGUAUGAUGCAAAGAAAGAAGGUUAACACAUAUUUUUAUAGCAAGGAUAUAUCUCUA